This is a messenger RNA of Merops nubicus (carmine bee-eater), 2797 nucleotides long. RefSeq names its product integrin alpha-V-like. Gene Ontology annotation, biological process: cell-matrix adhesion; integrin-mediated signaling pathway; cell adhesion mediated by integrin. Gene Ontology annotation, cellular component: integrin complex; external side of plasma membrane. Lineage: Eukaryota; Metazoa; Chordata; Aves; Coraciiformes; Meropidae. The record is from RefSeq and is a predicted model, not a curated record. Gene Ontology annotation, molecular function: integrin binding.
GACAUUUCUUCUGGUGGGAGCUCCAAAAGCGAACACUACCCAGCACAACAUUGUAGAAGGAGGCCAGGUGCUCAAGUGCAACUGGAAUUCCAACAGAAACUGCCAGCCGAUUAUAUUUGACCCCACAGGCAACAGAGAUUUUGCUCCUGAUGAUCCACUGGAAUUUAAGUCUCAUCAGUGGUUUGGAGCCUCUGUGAGAUCGAAAAAUGAUAAAAUUCUGGCCUGUGCCCCACUGUACCACUGGAGGACUGAAACAAAACAAGAGAGAGAGCCUGUGGGAACUUGUUACCUGCUUGCUGGAUCUAAAUCUGUGGAAUAUGCACCCUGCAGGUCAACCACUAUUGAUGCAGAUGGACAGGGAUUCUGUCAAGGUGGAUUUAGCAUUGACUUUACAAAGGGAGACAGAGUGCUACUUGGAGGACCUGGAAGUUUUUACUGGCAAGGACAACUUAUUUCUGAUCGAGUGACAGAGAUUGUGGCUAAAUAUGACUCCAGAGUCUACAGUACGAAGUAUGAUGACCAGUUAGCAACCAGACCUGCCAGUGCUGCUUUUGAUGACAGCUACUUGGGUUAUUCGGUGGCUGUUGGAGACUUCAAUGGUGAUGGCAUAGAAGACUUUAUAUCAGGAGUCCCAAGAGCAGCAAGAACUCUGGGCAUGGUGUCUAUUUACAAUGGGAAAAACAUGUCUUCCAUGUACAACUUCACUGGAGAGCAGAUGGCUGCCUAUUUUGGGUAUUCAGUGGCUGCCACAGAUAUCAAUGGGGACGAUUACACAGAUUUGUUUAUUGGAGCCCCUCUUUUCAUGGAUCGAGGUUCUGAUGGAAAACUUCAAGAGGUUGGCCAGGUUUCCAUUUGCCUUCAACGAGCCUCUGGAGGGUUUCAGAUCACAAAGCUGAAUGGUUUUGAGAUAUUUGCAAGAUUCAGCAGUUCUAUUGCACCUCUGGGGGAUCUAGAUCAGGAUGGCUUCAAUGACAUUGCAGUUGCUGCACCAUAUGGUGGAGAGGAUAAGAGAGGACUUGUCUAUAUCUACAAUGGAAGAGCAAAUGGUUUGAAUUCAGUCCCAUCUCAGAUUCUGGAAGGGCAGUGGGCUGCUCGCACUAUGCCACCCAGUUUUGGGUACUCGCUGAAAGGAGCCACUGAUGUGGACAAAAAUGGAUAUCCAGACCUGAUCGUUGGAGCCUUUGGUGUUGACACAGCUGUGCUGUACAGGGCUAGACCAGUUAUUAGAGUAAAUGCUGCCCUGGAAGUUAAUCCAACCAUUCUAAACCCAGAAAACAAAGCCUGUUCACUGUCAGAUGUGAAAGUUUCAUGCUUCAAAGUAAAGUUCUGCUUAAAAGCGGAUGGCAAAGGAAAGCUCCCUAAUUCACUCAAUUUCCAAGUGGAGCUGCUGUUGGAUAAGCUUAAGCAGAAAGGAGCUAUAAGGAGAGCUCUCUUUCUCCACAGCAAACAGCCUAGCCACUCUAAGAACAUGACUAUUACAAAGGGGGGCAAGAUGAAUUGUGAAGAACUUGAUGCCUUUUUGAGGGAUGAAUCUGAAUUCAGAGACAAACUAACUCCCAUUACUAUUUUUAUGGAAUAUCGUCUGGAUUACAGAACAGCUGCAGAUGCAACAGGAUUGCACCCUAUCCUCAACCAGUUCACUCCUGCCAAUAUGAGCAGACAGGCACAUAUUCUGCUGGACUGUGGUGAUGAUAAUAUCUGCAAACCAAAGCUGGAGGUUUCAGUAGAAAGUGACCAGAAGCAGAUCUAUAUCGGUGACGACAAUCCCUUGACACUAAUUGUCAGUGCUCAGAAUCAAGGAGAAGGAGCCUAUGAAGCAGAACUCUUUGUCAUCGUUCCGCCCCAAGCAGAUUUCAUCGGUGUCGUUCGGAACAACGAGGCUUUAGCAAGACUGUCAUGUGCAUUUAAAACAGAGAAUCAGACUCGCACGGUAGUCUGUGACCUGGGAAACCCCAUGAAAGCAGGAACUAAGCUAUUGGCUGGCCUGCGCUUCAGCGUCCACCAGCAGUCUGAGAUGGACACCUCUGUGAAGUUUGACUUGCAGAUCCGAAGUUCCAACUUGUAUGACAAUCUGAGUCCAGUAGCAUUCUAUCAGGUUGACCUUGCUAUUUCAGCAGCUGUUGAAAUUAGAGGUGUGUCAUCUCCUGAUCACAUAUUCCUUCCUAUUGCAAACUGGCAGCCGAAGGAGAAUCCAGAAACAGAAGAUGAUAUUGGGCCUCUAGUUCAGCACAUCUAUGAGCUGAGAAACAAUGGUCCCAGUGCAUUCAGCAAGGUGAUGAUGACUCUGCAGUGGCCUUACAAAUAUAAAAACAACACACUGUUGUAUAUUGUUCAGUAUGAAAUUGAUGGUCCCAUGAACUGCACUUCUGAUAUGGAAAUCAAUCCAUUGAAAAUCAAGAUUUCUGAUUCCAAAGAUGAUGACAAGAAUGAAACCCUUGGCAGGGAAGAUAAUCGUGAUCAUCGUAUCAGCCGAAGGGAUGUCACUGCCACUGAGGGAGACGUGCAUACUUUGGGCUGUGGAACUGCUGAUUGUUUAAAGAUAGUCUGUCAAGUUGGCCACCUGGAAAGGGGAAAUGCAAUACUGUAUUUAAAAUCACGCCUUUGGACCCAAACUUUCAUGAAUAAAGAAAAUCAGAAUCACUCCUAUUCUCUCAAAUCAUCUGCUUCUUUCCAUGUUAUAGAGUUCCCCUAUAAGAACCUUUCCUUUGAAGAUAUCCACAAUUCUACAGUAGUAAGUAAUUUACAUCAGCUUGAGUUACCAUACAUAAUUACUUUGAAGUUAAUACAAAACCAGUGA